AUGGCCGCUCCAUCUUUGAGGCAUCUCGUUGCCGUCUUCUCGCUUAUUGUACCCAUCCUCUCACUCGAGGUCACACCCGGCUCGGACUGUGCGGCAUUGUGCUUGGGUGGAACGAACGAAACGACCGUCGAUACCGCAGCAUCUGGCACGAACUCUUCCGACAUCGUUUGCGAGGACAGCCAGUACCACACGACCGGCAAGGGCAUCAAGUUCAAGAACUGUGUAUCUUGCUUGCAGGAUAGUCAAGCCACCAAAGGGGUCGAGACGGACACUGCUUCCUUCUUGUAUAACAUCCGAUAUGCAGUCGACACCUGCCUCUUUAACUUCCCGGACAUCAACUCCCCGUGCAUCAUCUCCAGUGCCUGCAAACCUCUCAAGACCGCCUUGGCAUCAGGUCUCGACACACCAAACGCCGCGACCUCAUACGACUUCUGCACAGCCGACGGUGACAAAUUCUCGAGCAGCUGGUGGCCUUGUGUCAAGUGUUUGCAGUCCAGUGACAGCCAGAGCUAUCUUUCCAACUUCUUGAUUGCUCUGAAGGCCGGCUGCGAACAGAAGCCCGCCAACGGAAGCCUCGUAGGCCUGACCGGCGAGCUCUUCUCAUCCAACGCGGUCAACAUCACCGCACCGGCAACGAACACAACCCUGCCAGGCGAUGGUGGGGCGUCCGCGACGACAAUGACCACCGGCACCAUCGUCGGCAUCGCCGUAGGCGGCGGUCUGGUCUUCAUCGGCGCCAUCUGUCUCUUCGUCAUCCACUGCCGCAGGCAAAGAAAACAACGCGCGCAACAGGAACCGUCUUUCCAUGAUUCCCACCCGCCCAGGAGCCACUCCGGCUCCGUUGCAACAAUGACCAACGGCCCCUACGUCCCCAUCGGAGACCAUAAGAAAUCAUCAUCCAUCAACUCGUACAACUACGAGCUCCAAGAGAAGCAGACCUUCUCCAACAACGCCGACUACUACGACAAGAUGGAGUCCGACAUCCAAGCCGGACGGGAAAUGGCACACUACAACUUCGACCCCCGCUCCAACAACCACGGCCUCGACAACGCCCUCCCGACACACCCGGCCUACAUCCCUCGAGCCAUGAGCCGGCAGUCGACCCGCCAGACCGAGACACACCCGCCCAGCUCCAGGAAAACAAACACGCCAGACUCGUACGCCCUGCAAACAUACCUGAACGCCGUCAACGAGGAGGGCCUCACCGCCAUCCGGCCGCCGCCAGCAGCAGCGGUCUCGCGAACACCGUCACCGGCGCACUCCCACGACUCACGCCGGUCCGCGCAGACGACGCGCCUCAACCCGCCGCCACCACCGCCGGGACCCCCGCCGGCCAGAAAGGCGUCGUCGAGGAUACCGUCCCUCGUGCUCCCGUCGGUGCCGCGCAUCCGCGUGCCGAAGAAGUACUCGCCCCCGCAGAUCACCGUCCAAGACGCGACGCCGGUGGCGGACAAGGGCGAGACGAGCGAUAUGCAAAUCUCGCAACCACUCACGACCCACGAAGAUAGGUUUCAGGACAGACCGUUAGCUGGACGCACGGUCAUAUCCCACGUCGCGCCCGAGAGGGAGGACCCUGAGACGUACGAAGGCGAUAUGCCCAUCCGCAGCGGCAAGAGCACGCUGUACGGAUGA
Molecule: messenger RNA, 1632 nt
Organism: Colletotrichum gloeosporioides
Lineage: Eukaryota; Fungi; Ascomycota; Sordariomycetes; Glomerellales; Glomerellaceae
Exons: 3
Coding region: 1-1632 (543 amino acids)
Source: RefSeq, a predicted model, not a curated record